Molecule: messenger RNA, 1945 nt
Organism: Moneuplotes crassus
Lineage: Eukaryota; Ciliophora; Spirotrichea; Euplotida; Euplotidae
Source: the annotation of a GenBank genome assembly
UAAAAAUAAAAUUUUGAAAUAUUUUUCUAAAUGGAGACAGAACUUGAGCUAUCUGCAGUUAUAGGAUUUAAAGGCACUGUUGCCGAUGGACUUAUACUUCAUCCCAACAACGAACAUUUACUUUUCCCUCUUGGAACAACCAUUGUUGUGAGACACAUUAUUGAGAGGACUCAGCAGUUCCUGAGAGGCCAUGAUAAUAAUAUAUCUGUGAUUACAGUGUCUGAUUCAGGAAAAUAUAUUGCUUCUGGCCAGCAAACUCAUAUGGGAUUCCAAGCAGAUGUCAUUAUUUGGGAUUUCGAUACCAUGAGUAUUUUACACAGACUCAAGUUGUUGCAUAAGGUCCUUAUUCAGAGUCUCACUUUCAGUUUCAAUGAAAUGUACCUGGCCUCAGUUGGCGGCCAAGACGAUGCAAACUUGGUUAUUUGGGAUAUUGAGUCUGGUAACGCUGUUUGUGGAAACCCCACUGGUACUAAUGCAGUUAAUAGAAUUUGCUUUUACAACAACUCUGAUGACAGACUCAUAAGUAUCCACGACUAUCAAGUCCUCAUUUGGUCAGCUGAUUACUCCAAUAAAAAGAUUUCGAAUGACCUUGUCAAUCUGGGUCAAGUCAAAAGAAAAUUUACUUGUGUUGUCAUUGACCACUCAGACUCAUUUGCAUACAUGGGUACCAAGACUGGUGAUAUCGUCGAGAUCUCGCUUGACAAAGCAAUGUACAAGAGAAUCGGUCCAGUUAAGAGACUCUUCUCGCUUGGAAUCAACUGCAUUACCCAGGUUCCUAACGGAGACAUCUUGGUUGGAGCCGGAGAUGGAACCAUCGCUAAGAUUGACCACAGCAAUAUGAGAGUCAAGUCUGAAGCUGAAGUGCUAGGAGCCGUCACUUCGUUCUCGCUCACAGCUGAUGGCACCCACUGAUUCGUUGGAACCGACAAAGCCACCAUUUAUUGGUCUGACACCGACACGAUUGAGCCAGAACUGAGAAACACGUGCCACUACGCUCAGAUCAACGACCUGGCCUUUCCGUACGGGUUCAGCAAAGUCUUCGCGACCUGCUCCAUCAACGAUAUCAGAGUGUGGAACAGCAAGACCAGACAGGAGCUACUCAGGAUCGAAGUGCCAGGGCUUGAAUGUCACUCAAUAGACUUCUUGAAGAAUGGCAAGAGCAUCAUCAGUGGAUGGAACGACGGGAAAAUCAGAGCGUUCUUGCCUCAGUCAGGAAAACUGCUCUAUGUUAUCAACGACGCCCACAACCACGGAGUCACAGUCGUAGCUGGAACCAACGACUGUUCUCGUAUUGUUUCAGGCGGAGAACAAGGAGAAGUCAGAGUCUGGUCUAUCGGCUCUCAGACCCAAGUGAUGGAGGCUUCUCUUAAAGAACACAGAGCCAGAGUCUCGGACAUCAAGAUCAACGCCAACGACGACCAAGCUGUGAGUUCGAGUCAUGAUGGCUCUUGCAUUGUGUGGGACCUCGAGAACUUCACCCGGAUCAUUUGUCUGUUCGAGUCGACAAUGUUCAAGCAAGUGGUGUACCACCCAGAUGAGUCGCAGCUGCUGACUGCAGGCUCAGACAGAAAGAUUACUUACUGGGACUGCUACGACGGACAGGCCAUCCGUAUGCUCGAUGGCUCAGAUAGUGGUGAAAUCAAUGCUAUCGAUAUUACUAAAGAAGGAGAACACUGCGUGAGUGGAGGAGAAGACAAACUUGUAAAGAUCUGGAACUAUGACGAAGGAAUCUGUUAUAAUCAAGGAACUGGUCAUUCAGGAACUAUCACAAGAGUCAAAAUCUCUCCAGAUCAAUCUUUCAUAGUCUCAGUUGGAUCUGAAGGAGCAAUUUUUAUUUGGGAAACACCUAAGGAAGUUGCUGAGGCAAAGGCAGACAGUGAGAUGCCUGAGGCACCAGAGGACGGAGAAGCAGCUUAAUGGAAUAAUUCAUCAAAACUUGAAAUAA